Molecule: messenger RNA, 1186 nt
Organism: Pomacea canaliculata
Lineage: Eukaryota; Metazoa; Mollusca; Gastropoda; Architaenioglossa; Ampullariidae
Product: EF-hand calcium-binding domain-containing protein 1-like
Molecular function (GO): calcium ion binding
Source: RefSeq, a predicted model, not a curated record
AUCUGAGGCUAUGACGUCAAUGAUAAUUAACGUCACGUCACGUCACGUGUCGCGACCUAUUACUACGGAGAAAGGCGGAUAGAGUUCUGCUGCUGUAAACUUUCGCAGACAAGAUGUCGCACCGGAAACCGUAUAUCAGCGUGCACAAGCACCAGAUGCGGUUGAAGAAGUUGUGCCGCGAGUCCUCUCUGCCCGUGGACAAGGUGCGACAACUCAUCGACUACUUCAACUUCGUCACCACCAACCCUCCCGGCAAGAUGCCUCGCGCCCAGUUUCGCGCCGAGAUGACGGAAUUGUUCACUCUCAAUGACGACUUCAUGCUGGACAAUCUGUAUCGUUGCUUCGACCAGAAGAACCGUGGCUACCUGAUCAUGGAGGAGUACGUGCGGGGUAUGGGUAUGUUUCUCUCCGACAACCUUUCGAUCAAGAUUCGCCUCUGCUUCCAGGUGUACGAUCUAAAUGGCGACGGUUUCAUCUCGAGGGAGGAGAUAUUGCAAUGGCUGAAAGGCUCGCUGGUGAAGCAGUCACACGAGGAUGACACAGAUGAGAGCAUCAAGCUCAUCGAUAUCAUCAUGAAGAAGCUAGACGUUGUGGACCAUGACAACAAAGUCAGCUUCAAUGACUUUGAAGUCGCUGUGAAGGAGGACAGCCUUCUGUUGGAGUCCCUGGGGAGGUGCCUGCCGUGUGCAGAUGUCAAAGCCUCUUUUCUUUUGCUCAUCAGCGGGGACGUCUCUCAAGCUCUCACCGCCAGCAUCCCUAACAAACCUUCCUCUCACAAAUAAAAGGAAGCUAGAGCCCUCCCUGGUGUGACCAGAAAAAAGUGAAAGGGGGAGGAAUACAAGCAUUGGUCAGGACAACCACCUUGCGUCUCUCAGACAAACCAAUUAUUUUCUUCUUUCCUUUGUUUCCUAAUUGUUCUCUUAAGUUUGUUUGUGAUUGUGUGAUUUGUUUCUUUGGUUCCCAAGCUUUACAUUCGCCAAGAAGAAAGAUCAAAAUCUUUGAAGAAACAAUUUUCACGAAUAUUUUGGUAAACUUUUCUGGCCUGCUAUUUACUGCCACAAUUUUCUCUUUCGUUCUUCCAGCUAAUUAGUUCGAAAAUAUCAAUACGGAAGUAUAAACUUAAACGUUUUCUUGUUUAAUUUGUUUUUCUGAGGUUCACAUGGUGUCAUAAAGAGUCUUAAAGGAU